Molecule: messenger RNA, 1251 nt
Organism: Ilex paraguariensis (yerba mate)
Lineage: Eukaryota; Viridiplantae; Streptophyta; Magnoliopsida; Aquifoliales; Aquifoliaceae
Source: the annotation of a GenBank genome assembly
AUGGAGUUCAACACGUUGCUUGCAAAACAGGUUGAGCUGAUGCGUCAAACAGGCCCAGUUGGAGUUGCUUCUAUUCCUUUGUCUAAUGGAUCUCAUAUUCCACCAAUGCAUCAGAACUCAACAUGCGCCCCAGAAAAUACUGGACCUGCUCUGAAGCCAGAGAACAUGCACCAGCCUAUUAAUACUAACUUAACUAAUGCAUUCACUAAUUUGGGGUCUUCAAUGCAUUCGUGCAUGCAACCAGCUGUUGAUGUGUCUGCUCAUGCCAGAAGGAUUAAUGUUCCUCAGAACAUGCUGUUAGCUCGGAGCUCAAAUGUGGGAAUGAUGCAAGGAAUGAAUGGGGGGAUGAUAAAAGCAGAAGCUGGCUAUGCAGGUGGUUCCCCAUACAUUGUUGGUGUUGAUGGAAAUGUCCUGGAUACACGCUCUGCCAUUGGAGAUGCAGCUGUUUCAGCUUUUAGUAGUGUGGAGUCCAAUGACAAUUCACAUCCCCUGAAUGAUACGCUCCUAGAGGAUACAUCUGCAUUUGAAUUUUUGGGGCAGAAUCCUCGAAGUUUCAGUCUCUCAGACUUAACAGCUGAUUAUUCGAAUAGUUCUGACAUACUGGAGAGCUACUCUAGGUCUCCCUUCCUCACAGCAGAUGCAGACAACUUCCUUCAUCCCCAUGGUAGGGGUAAUCACCAAGGUAAGACUUUUUGCAAUUGUCGUUUCUUAAAAUGGAAAGAGGUAGUUCACAUCUGUGUUGUGGCUUGUCAGGGGACAAUGGGAGGUUGGACACUAUAGCAGAAGGUUUGAGUUAUGAAGAUUUUGGCAGGGAUUGAUCAAAUGAUAUCAGUGGGCCAACUGCACUCUGGUAGGACAUAAGUUUUUGUAUAUAGCUUUCAGAAAUGGGCAAGGCUUCUAAUAUUUAGACUUUUUGAAAGAAUUGAUUGCUAUGUCCUGAGGUAAUAACCUAGCUAUGGGUUGAUAACAUUAGGUUUGCUUUGGUUGGAAUAAUUUAGCAUGUUCUUUUUUCUCUUUUGGUACUGCCAUGUACCAUGAUAUUACACCUAUAGUAGGCUUCUCUCGGAAUAUUACUGGUUAUAAUGGUGGUGAAGUUGAUGUGGGUUUGGUUGAGUGUGUUAAUUUUGUUUCUAUCUUAUAUUAUAGAUUUGUAAUGAUCAGUAAAGGAAUUUGGCAACAUUUUUCUUUUACCUCUAAAUAGGGACGAGGAUUAAGCUCCAAAAUGAUAUUCUGCAUCUUUUAUUCAAGUGG